Triticum turgidum subsp. durum (durum wheat) is the source of this 990-nucleotide messenger RNA. The record is from the annotation of a GenBank genome assembly. Lineage: Eukaryota; Viridiplantae; Streptophyta; Magnoliopsida; Poales; Poaceae.
AUGGGCUGCGAGAACAAGGAGGCGGCUGCACUGGUGAAGAAGAUCGCCGGCCUCCACGCCGCCAUCUCCAAGCUGCCGUCCCUGAGCCCGUCUCCCGAGGCGGACGCGCUCUUCACCGCCCUGGUGGCCGUGUGCGCCCCGCCGAGCGCCGCCGUUGACGUGGCCGCGCUGGGCCCGAGGGCACGGAGGAUGCGGGCCGACCUCGUCCGCCUCUGCGCCGACGCCGAGGCGCGCCUCGAGGCGCGCUGCUCCGACGCGCUCGCCGCCCUCGACGCCCCGCUCGACCACCUCAGGAUCUUCCCCUACCACGACAACUACGUCCGCCUCGGCGAGCUGGAGCACGCGCUGCUGUCCCGCCACGCGCUGGACCACCUCGCCGUACCCGCGCGCGUCGCGUUCCUCGGCUCGGGAUCCCUCCCUCUCAGCGCGCUCCUGCUCGCCGCGCGCCACAUGCCCGACGCCGCCGUCGACUGCUUCGACCGGUGCGCCGCCGCCAACGACCGCGCGCGGAGGCUGCUGCUCCGCGGGAACGACGCCGGCAACGUGGCCGCGCGCAUGUCGUUCCGCACGGCGGACGUCGAGGGCCUCACGCACGAGCUCGCCGCCUACGACGUGGUCUUCCUGGCGGCGCCCGUCGGCGUGGCGCCGGAGGAGAAAGCCCGCGUGAUAGCGCACCUCGGCCGGCACAUGGCCGCCGGCGCCGCCCUCGUCGCGCGGAGCGCGCACGGGGCCCGCGGCUUCCUGUGCCCCGUCGUGGAGCCCGCGGAGGUCAGGCGGGGCGGGUUCCAGGUGUUGGCCGUGCACCAUCCCGAUAAUGCCGAGAUGGUCUACUCCGUCAUUGUCGCACGUAAGGGUUACCUCGAGCUCGUGCCACCGGUGGUGAGCCCGCCAUGCCACUGCUGCGAGGUGGAGAAGGCGCCGCGCAGCAGUGUGCCGUCAACGAGCUGCCAUCUUGACGCCAUGGACGAGAUCCGUAGGCGCGCAUGGUGA